Molecule: messenger RNA, 1429 nt
Organism: Bicyclus anynana (squinting bush brown)
Lineage: Eukaryota; Metazoa; Arthropoda; Insecta; Lepidoptera; Nymphalidae
Product: single-pass membrane and coiled-coil domain-containing protein 4
Exons: 2
Coding region: 163-345 (60 amino acids)
Source: RefSeq, a predicted model, not a curated record
GUCAAUGUCAAAAAAUUUAACACGAAAAAAGAAAAACAUCGAAGAGUGGAACAGAACAAGAAUUUAAUUUUCGGCUUUAAUGGUUGCUGACGUGUUUAAUUAGAAUUAAUACAUAAAAGAGAGAUUUAUAUUAUUAUCGAAUAACGAAUAAUCAGUUUCAUUAUGAGGAAGCUAAAAGGAACAGUAAAGGAAACCGCGCGACAAAAACGCGAAAGGAAACAGGAGUUCGCCAAAAUGCGUCAACAAAUACAUACGAUUGUUUUGCCGACUUUCGCAGUUAUUUUUCUCUUGAUAUGUAUCUACGUUUACUUCAAAACGAGACCCUCUGCGAUGCAAUAUGCAUAACGGACGCAUUUAUUUUUUUGUGUGUGUAAAUAGUAAAUUAAUACGUAUACUAAUAUAUUAUUAAAGUGUGACAAAUGGAAAAUAAUUCUGUAUACAAAUAAAAUUUAAGUAAUACGGUUGUGAAUUCGUUGGUGUGAAUAUUAUCUUGUAUUCAGGGCUCUGUUAUCAAUGUAAUAAAUGUAUAAAAAUGAAAGUAUACAUUAGAAAUUUGUUUUGUUACAUUCCAUAAUCAAUACAUAUCAUAUUAUUAUAAUUAAUAAUGUUUUAAUUUCUAUUUGUAUGCAAUCUUGCAUUGCAAACAAUUAAUUUAAAAUUGAAUAAAAUAUUAAUAAAUAAAGCAUACAUUUAUCAAACAGAUUUUGUUGUAGAAUUCCAUAUUAUAAUUUACUUGUAAAAUGCAGAAAAGACUCAGUCUUUCAAACUUAAUUUUAUGUAAUCAUAAUUACCCUAUUAUGAUACAAUUAGGCAGAAUGAUAAGACAUGACAAAAUGUGACAUCAAAAAUGAAUAUAUUGCAGGGAAUAAAUAAUAGGUAUAUUAUUCAGUCAAAAAUUAUUUUUUAUAUACAUCAAUUUCUUUGCAAAUCUGUAUUUUGAUUAUAAAUUGUCUUGUUAUACCACUUGGUCUGGUUAACUAAGUUUCUACUGUAUAUCACUUGAUAUUACAUCAUCAAUUAAAUAAAAGUAUUUUAACCCUAAAUAAAUAAGCAAAUAUGGAAGCAGGUGUGAAUUUUCAUGUACAAACACCUGUUCAUAGGUAGUUCAGAAAAAUAAAAAGAUGUAUAUUUAAAUAUUACACACACACAUUUAUAUUUGCCUUCAUUCUGGCACAUUUGGUACAUUUAACCUAAGAAGUAAUGUUAAAUUACUUAUUAUUGUAUAUUAAAUUAUUACCCUUGCCAUCAUGUUUCUAAUUUACAUUACAUUUUGUAUCUUUAUCUUCAGUAGUUGAAAAGGAUUAUUUUAUAAUCAAAUUAAACAUAUAAUAUUUUUUAAAAACAUUUUAUUUAAACUAUUUACUUAAUACUAUGUACAAUGUUACAAAUAAUAUAAACAAAGAAUAAAAAUCUAUUCUAAUGUAAAUAA